This is a messenger RNA of Tricharina praecox, 651 nucleotides long. RefSeq names its product P-loop containing nucleoside triphosphate hydrolase protein. Gene Ontology annotation, cellular component: endosome. Gene Ontology annotation, biological process: regulation of endocytosis. The record is from RefSeq and is a predicted model, not a curated record. NCBI's taxonomy places the organism in Eukaryota, Fungi, Ascomycota, Pezizomycetes, Pezizales, Pyronemataceae. The transcript is spliced from 2 exons. The coding region runs from base 1 to 651 and encodes 216 amino acids. Gene Ontology annotation, molecular function: GTPase activity; GTP binding.
AUGCCUCAGCCAUGGGACUACAUAGCGAAAGUCGUCAACAUCGGCGACAGCGGGUGCGGCAAAUCGAGUCUCACGAUCCGCCUAUGCGAGGGGCGCUUCAACCCACAGCACGACGUAACGAUCGGCGUCGAGUUCGGCAGCCGGAUAAUCCCCGUAUCGGCCGAAAAAAAGAUCAAGCUGCAAGUAUGGGACACGGCGGGGCAGGAGAGCUUCCGUGCCAUCACAAAGUCGUACUUCCGCGGGGCGACGGGCGCGCUGCUCGUCUAUGACAUCACGAGGCGCGAGACGUUCGAACACGUCCAGGAGUGGCUCGAUGAGCUCCGCGCCGCCGCGGACCAGAAUAUAUCCAUCAUCCUCGUCGGGAAUAAGUGCGACCUGGCAGAGGCGGAUCCGGGCAAGAGGAAGGUUACCGUGGAGGAGGCCAGGGAGUGGGCGGAGGCUCAUGGGCUCAAGGCGGCGGUCGAGACGAGUGCGAAGACCGGCGAGAGUGUCGAGGAGGCGUUCGUGGACUGUGCUAAGGAGAUCUAUAAGAACAUCGUGGGUGGCGUCUAUGAUCUCAACGAUAAGAGCCAUGGGAUCAAGGCGAACACGGCGAAGACCAGCAUUGGGAUCGACGACCAGGCGAAGCCGCCGAAGGGUGGGUGCUGCUGA